CACAGACCAAAAAUAUGAUAAAACUAGCACUUGUAAAUAAACAGUUUAUUAACUUUUAAAAGUUCAUGAAACUAAUCUUCAAUAAUUAAUAGCGAUAUAUUUUUAAUGUAUAUUUAAAUUUAUGUAUUUUAUUAGUUUUGCUGAGAAUGACGUGUGAGAUUAUUGUGCGGUUCGCGCGGCUUAAAGAUCUGCAAAAAAGACGUGAACUCGUACAAAACAGCUAUUCUAUUAACUUUUGGGAUGCAUUUUUGUUUUUCUUCUUUCAAGAGUUAACAUUGGAGUUAUGCGUGCUGGGAGCGGCGGUGCUAUUUAUAUUCUGCGGCGUGUCCGUUACUGCCUGCGCCGCUCUGCUGCCAGCUGCAGCCGCAGUCGUUGCGGCUGCGGUCCUGCUCUACCGCUACGCUCUGGCGCUCAAACAUGCACAGAAUGUAUCUAGAGAAUUGUAUGGUCUUGUAGCAGAGGCCCAUGGCUCUUUGCUGCCUCCAGGAAACAACUCUCUGUCGACCAGGAUACAUUUAACUGAAAAUGAAGAUAAAUCCUCUCUCUCUGCUCACCAUGGACAUAUAGUGGGCACUGUGAGUGUUUUAGACUUCCAAGGAUCAUCAGCUAGCGGGUGGGUAGAAGGACUGUCAGUGAUAAGUGAAUGGCGGAGGCACGGUGUCGGUACAGCUUUGACAGGAGCAGCGCGACGAGCGGCGGCAGUUCGUGGUUUGCAAUCACUUGAGUGUGCUUUGUCACACUUACAGCCUUCUGCUCGACGCUUGCUGCAUUCUGCUGGAUGGGAAUGCCGGGGCUCAUAUGAGCGCCGCCUUGCAGGUGCUGCACUUACCCUGCCAGUGCUACGCCUAGGCACUGAUUUGCCCCUUGCUUGAUCAUUCUUCUAUCUACAGUCAUUACUCACUCGCUGCAACUGUAUGUUGACUCAACAAUGUGAUAUUAUAUUAUAAGAAUAAAACUUUAAUUUGUUUAAAUUUUAUUAAUAAAGUAUUUCAAAUG
Pieris napi is the source of this 996-nucleotide messenger RNA. RefSeq lists its product as uncharacterized. Gene Ontology annotation, molecular function: N-acetyltransferase activity. Lineage: Eukaryota; Metazoa; Arthropoda; Insecta; Lepidoptera; Pieridae. The record is from RefSeq and is a predicted model, not a curated record. Bases 147 to 872 code for a protein of 241 amino acids. The transcript has 4 exons.